UCGCGCAUUUGGCGCUUCUGAGCGAGUGAGAAUUUUCCCGCAAAAGUGCGCCAGAGCAGAGACGAACGAGACGCGGCUGCGGCGGGAUUAACAUCGCGGAGUAUAUCGAAGUAUAGUCUCGGUGGCCCGCCGCAGCGCCGCGCUUCACCGACCUUGAUGUUUUCAAGGCCAAGCGACGACGAGGUCGCGGAUCGCGCUGGUCGGUUUGAUCGUGGUGCAGUGCCCGAAAAAAAGAAAAAAGUGCAGUGAUUGUGUCGUGUUUCCUUUCGAGCUGUCAUUUCGCUCAUUGGCGCUCGAUAAUGUUCUUGCGAGCAAUACGAUAUAUGACGAUUUAUUGCUUCAUUGGGUUAUUAUUGUAGGUGCGACUUAUUGCGCGAUUGCUUAGCCAUUCAAUUUGGUAUUUCGAUUAAUAGUUUAUGCGUACGUUGAGCAAUUAACGAGCUACAUUGUGAGGUGUCAGCUCACUGGUCAAACUCAGAUCAUUCGCGAUCGCUUGAUAAGUUGGAUUUUCGGACGAAUAAGUCGAUCGUUAUAGCGCAAAGCAAGCUAUUCUCAAGUUUUAAGAUAACGACAUUCUAUAAUUAGAACGUCUUCAACUCGAAGGAAAAAGUAAUAUUUUCGGCACUAAAUAACACGCUCAGCGGAAGUCGCAAAUCCAUGCGAAUACCAUCGAUCAUUCAUUCCAUAAAUAACAGCAGCGUAGCACCGUCGACUAACCAAGCUAUGUCAAUAAAGAAGACAUAAAUUAUUGGCACUCGAGAACACCUGCAUUCACUGCAAUGCCGUGUCGCAUAAAAAAUCGAACGCAACGAGAUCAUCACUCUCAUCCCACGCCUCGACAUAACGCAUCCACAUUCGAUCCGACGUAAUCUGAUCAUUGACGCACCCUCAACAGCCUCGCAGCUUGCCGUCCUUCGAUGAACCUCAAAUGAAAGCGGCAACAACCCCGUGGCAGCUGCAGGUUCGAAAAUACGCGCUGAAGCUCGCGCGUGGAAGGGGAGAUAGAGAUGGAGAAUUAUAGCCGGUCACGCCGUGGCUCGAGCGCCGGCUCGUCCAGCCUCGAGGUGCGUUGCGCCUGCCAGUACUACAAGAGCGACUCGCUGCUGCCGGAGCGCAGCGCCUUGGCCGCCCAGCACAGGCAUCUACUACAUCACAACGUCAACAUGGUGCAAACACCACCGGCCGGUCGAAAAUCCAUGCCGGUUCGAUGCGGCGAGCACGAGUACGAGCCGAUAGGUCAGCCGGCGAUACGAGUGUCAGUGCGUGAGCGUACAAUGUCAAUGCGUCUGGUGGCGCCGGUGGUAAAAAUCACCGACACGGAUGUCAUACCCGUCGGUGACAGCGACGAUAGUAUCGACGACCGUUACCGCUUCCGAAGUCGCGCGCUCAUCCUCGACGGCGAUGUUAUUCUUCCACUCGAUGGCCGAAUCGAAGACAAUGUUAUGGAUGGCAAGAACCUGGGAGAUCAAACGAUGGACGAUGAGGUCGAAAGUCCACAGGACUUUCAGGAUCGAUUGGAGGAGAGAUUCCAGACUGCUGUUAUUCCGCCACUUACUGGCUCGAGAACUGAUGUGAAGAUUCAACCUAUACAGGUGAAUUCAUCAGAUUCACCCCAAAGAAAAGACACAGUCGGGCAGCGUUUGAAAAGUCAAGCAGGCAGGCUUCGCACGCGUUUCAAGAGCAUUCAAAAACCAACAUUUAUGAGACAACGUGCUGCGCGAUCGAAAUCAGCGGAAAAGUCACCAACAGUAACAGCAGCACCAGUAGAGAAACCACCAGCAUCACCGCGGAGUCAUCAGAAAGCCAGUAGAAUGGAAAGAUUUCGUAUGGCCUUACCCGAACGACCGAAAUUCUCGCUGCCCGACAAAUCGAAAUUUCAUUUGCCCGACAAGUCCAAGUUCCACAUUGAUACGGCCAAGUUUCACAUCAAGAAGCCAAAUAUAAAAAUGCCAAAGUCGUUGAGUAAGCCAAAGAGGAGUGCUUCUCAGAGAGAAACGAAGCCUCACGACGACACUCAUCCGUCCGAAACAGCGUCAACGAAAAGUGGACGUCGCAACAUCUUCGACUUCUCAACUCUACCCCGUCCAAAGAUCUUCGAUCGCAAAGCGAAAGCCAAAGACGAGUACGUAACCUCAUCGCCCAAAGAGUCACGCGCACAGUCGACCGAGUCAUCGACCUUCCCGCGAGCAAAAAAAGCAUCACAAUCAUUGAGUGCACGAUGGGCGGCAAGAUUCGGCGAAACGAUCAAAGGUUUUCAUCACGAAGAAUCAGCAGUUCCACCACUCGAAAGAAGCAAACCAUGGAGACAUCCGUCCUUAGAAAAGCCAAGAUUAUCACUCAAACCACAAGAAUCCAGUGAAGGAGAAGAAUUAAAAUUGCCAUGGGAGAGUAGUGAAAGGAGAUAUGACGCUGAAGAUGAAGCUGAAGAAGACAGAGAUAUGUCGUAUGGAGAUAGAUCGGAUAUCAAGGAAUUUGAACCACCGAAUCACAAGGAGGAACCGAUUAGAGAUCCACGACUGGAAGACGAGCAGCUAAUGCAGCAAUUUGGCACUGAGGAACGCAAAAAGAGAGUUACAUUAGUCGAGGAUACCGGUGAAUCUGCAGUUGACCUUGAGGUGGAAAAUGAGCAUCAAACGUAUCAUCCCAAAGAACUUGGCUCUUUCCCUCCGGUAGAUCCACGCGAAUUCCAAGAGUCCCCCAUACGUGCGCCAUCAGGUGGAUUAUCUGAGGAUGAAGAGUCGAUGCGUUCGGAUCGUGAAAUUCAACAAUCAAGUGGUAGUUCUUGUGAGAGAAGACGACAUGGCGUUAUCGAAGAAAUUGACUCGGAUGAGUUCUUCCUCAGGGAAAAGGGUAUCAGCCAAGAAAACAUGCGGUUUCAUAUUAUGAAUGAGAUAAGAGAUGCUUUGAGGCCUCGUGCGGACGACACACCACCAAUACCACCAAAGCGCACAAGAUCGAUGCGUAAACGCCAAGAAGAGUCAUUGGAAUCAUUCGACGUGUCGUUACCACCAGAAAAGCCAAAACGCGAGUUAUCAUUACGUCGAAGUCAAAUGUCACUCGAUCACACAAACAGUGUCUCAUCGUCACGGCACAGAAUCGUUUAUCAAACCGAUGGACCGUUCCAGCGCGACAAAGGUGACUUAUACGCCGAUGAACCUCUCGAUAACAUCGUGGUGGUAAAACCCGAACGACGAAAAUCUCGUACAUCACUGAGAAGUCAAAGUAUAAUCUUGCCGACGGAAGAGUCAAACAUCUUAUCUGUACCGAUGCAAUCCGAUCACGUGGGUAUCAAUGCUCAAGACAUUGAAGACAUGAUGGAACGACAACGAUGCGUUCAAACUCUCGACAUUUCAAGACCGUCGCCACCAGUAGUACCAACGAGGAGAAAGCGUUUACGAAGGGAUCAAUCAUCGAGUCUUAGUAUACGAACGAACGAAAGUGCAUUGUGCAACGGUUAUGGCGAUUUAGCUGGGUCACACGAACGUAUCCCACCACCAACACCGCCUCCAACUCCGCCACUCGAUGCAGGUAUAAGCGAGCGAGAGAUCGAAGAGAUGAUUCAAAGACAACUUCGAGUACAACACAUCGACGAGUUGGAUUACAUCUUACCACAACCACCUGUGCCACCGAAAAGAAUAAGAUCAAGAACUGCAUCGCUUGCGCCCGAAGACGAUCGAACAUCACACGGUGCAGAAUCGUUGCCAGGUGACUUUGGCUACGUAGAUGAAGAUAUACUAACGAUACCAAGAGAUUCAUCGUCGAGAGAACCAAGUUUGCCGGGCUACGCUGUGAUUGAGAAGAAGGAAAAACCACCUAGACCGCCACUACCAAAAAGGAAGAGAGGCAAGUUUGCUACUGCACCAAGGCCCUCGAAGAAUGGUCCGAAGAGACCGACCAGGACUUACAGUACUCUUAGGCCUGCCAAGUCUGAUACGUUGAGAAAAUCGACAGAAUCAAUGCCAUUCAUGGACGCUGACUUCGACGAGGCAGAAUUUCACAAAGACCUUCGCAGCGGUGACGUACUCAUAAAAAUACAAGGUCGACCGUUACCAGCACCACCACGACCACCACGUCGCAGGCGAGACUUUCCGCGAGAACCAACUCCGAUAAUACGAUGUAGUCUUCCGCGUGAGAUCACUCCUGACUUUUCGGAAACUGUGGCUUCUACACAGACCGAUCCAUUACCGGACGACCUCGUGAUCGAAGAAGAAAUUACCACGGCGAAAUUGGUUGUCACGCCAUCGAGAUCAGGUUCAUCACAGAUACUCAUCAGUACGGAAAGUGAAAGAGUACCAAGUCCGACGGGUGGUAGUUUCAAGAGUGUCACCAGUGGUACGCCACCAAUACCGCCACUGCCCGGCAGCAUGACUCCAAGGGAUGGUGACAGAACACGCGCUGCUGAAAAGGGUAUCAGCGACCGAAAAGAACCUCCCUCCGACGAUAGCAAGCGAGUGAUAGAUUUGUCACAAUUGGAAAUGUUACGCACGGCAUUGUUUUCAACAGACGAGCCUCUAAGGAUACCACACCUGGAAGUGGGCGAUUUGAAAGUCGACAGGUUAACAGUCUCACAACUUGAGGCUUACAAAGUCGCAGCUUCAGAGAUAGACGCGAUAGUCGUGUCGGCUACGGAAAUGACCGGUAAAACUGAGACUGAAAGCCUCCAUCCGUCGUUGUUGCAGGAACUUAUAGCUAUUAGAAAUCAACUACAGGCUGUAGUAGCAUCUCAACCACAAUCAAGACCGCAAAGUGCAAUGGAAGAUGCGAGUACUGCAACGAGCAACGAACGCAUUGAUCUUCCAUUUGAUAUAGACAGGAGAUCGACGACGGAGAGACGUAUAAUUACGAGGGAGAGUUCACCGCUACUAGUUGUAGCAUCACCGCCUGCGGAAUUAGAAGCUACUGGUGAUAAAGGUCGGACAUUAUUGCCACAUUCGAGUUCCACUAGUGAUCUCCCAUCCACGGGGUCGGAUAGUAUUACUGUCAGCGAGAACGUUGUGACUGUUAUUCCAGUGGAGCCAGUGGAGGCUCUUGAUGAAGUAACAAUAAUCAGCACAGAACUCUCAACUGAGGAGUCAACAACAGCAAUAACAAACUCCACCGAAUCACUCGUCGCGUUAACAACGUCAACAAAAAUGGCAACAGCAAGGUCAAGAUCACGCUCAGCAUCACCAACGCGAGUGCCGUCAGGAGCAGUACGCCAGACAGCCAGCCCGGUAAAGUCGUUACCACCGGUGAUAUCGGUGACGCCCGACGCCAUAACGUCACUACCAAUGAACAACAACACCGUAACCACCUCGGAGUCACUAAGACACGCACAAGAGUCGAACGGAGCGCAGCCACAACGUGCUGUUAUAUCGUACCGCGGCUCCGACGAGGACGACUUGCCUAAUUAUCAUCAUCGCCAAAACCCACCAUCACGCGAUACGUCAUCCCCAUCACCACCACCAUCACUACCACCUACAACGAAACAGUCACAACAGUUGCCUACGAAUACACAAUUCAUAGCAUUUUCCACAUCACAAAUCCCAUCGGAGUUCUUCAGCCUGGCGAGUAGUCCUCCUUCUCCUCCGAGAGCUAUCGGCAGUGAUCAGAUAGAACCAAGUAUCACCGAAAUGACCGGCCAGCUGUUCAGGGCACUCAGCCAGGCAGGAAGCCGUUCACUCAGGAAUUUUGUCGAUUCUGUAGUUUCUAGAUUCGCCGAUUCAACAGCUCACCCCCAUGAUGCAGCGACGUCUGCAGAGUCGCAGCAGGUCCACAUCCCCGACGAAAAAUUACGACGAGUAGAAUUGGCUGUCUGCGCACUUCUCAUUUUGAUUGCUGGACUUAUCGUCUUUAUUAUCUGCAUGCCCAGGACUGUCACGCAUCAUCAUCACUGGGACUACUUCAAUCCGCCUCAAUGAGGUCCAGAAUAAAUUUCGUACGUCGAUUGUAAGUAUUUUUCAUCGCGUUCGAACGACACUUCACCUUUUGUUCGAUCCUUUGAGUCAUUUAGUGUAAAGAAGACUUUAACUGUUUCCAUUUUUUCUCGAUGAGCACCGUUCAUUUUAGCAAACUAAAUUAUAUCAAUAUGUGCAUUGUACUCUAAAAGUGGAUAUAAAGUAAAGUAGUCGAGCAUAUGUCAUGCAUAAGCUCCCCGAACGAUACUAAAAUGUUUUCACCUCAAAGCAAUGUCCAUUUGUGCAUAUUAUCCUGACAAUCCCAUUAAAUAAUUGAUUUAGUUUAGUCAUAGCAUAAAUUUCACGCAUGCGACAAUCUAUGUGUAACUCGAAGGAUCGAAAAAAUCUACAAAGACGUAUUUCAUGAAAAUUUUAAAAUGACUACUAUGUGUCGAUGCGUUAUUAUUGUAUUUAUGUUUAACUUUGUUUUUGUAUACCAAAAAAUUCAUAGAUUUAUACAUGCGUUAUUGUUAUCGAAGAAUUAUAUGACAGUUGUUGUUGAAAUAUCAUGUUGAACAAAAAAGAAAAGGGAACUUUAAUAAAUCGAUUAUAAAAACUUUUUGGAAGAUUUUA
This is a messenger RNA of Phymastichus coffea, 6509 nucleotides long. RefSeq lists its product as uncharacterized. The coding region runs from base 1008 to 5900 and encodes 1630 amino acids. Lineage: Eukaryota; Metazoa; Arthropoda; Insecta; Hymenoptera; Eulophidae. The record is from RefSeq and is a predicted model, not a curated record. The transcript is spliced from 11 exons.